This is a messenger RNA of Ectocarpus sp. CCAP 1310/34, 4041 nucleotides long. Lineage: Eukaryota; Phaeophyceae; Ectocarpales; Ectocarpaceae. The record is from the annotation of a GenBank genome assembly.
GUGAGGUCGUGGAGCGCACGCCAGACCCGGCCCCGCCCGAAUGUCUGUGUAGAUAACCUAACUAGGAGGUGACGGUGGUGUGUAGCUUCUGCCUUUUGGCGACAGAGCAUAAGUCACCACGAAAGGGACGUCCACGACUUGCUGCUGCAUCAGGCAGCAGGGCAGAGGCGGGAUCUUCCCUCUGCUGGCGACCAACCCGUACCCCGCAACAAGCCAGGGCAGCAGCGAGCCAGCAGCACGCCAUGGAGGAAUCAACGCUCCCGACCAAGUUCAAGCACUCUCUAGCAGUGCAGGAUGCUGCUAUCCUCGUGCUAGAGGCCAUGGAAGGCAUCUAUCGGGCCAAGCCGCUGCCGACCGUCCUCUCGCGGCGCUGCCACCACUUGGCCGUGCACCUGAAGCCGGUGUCGGUAGCCGCCGUGGUCGGGCUGAUCGUGUUGACGUUCUUCGAGUUUCCUGCCUGGUGCAACGAGAGUACCGACGUUCCCUGCGACGACCACGGCACGGGACACCCCUCUUCCUACCUCCCGUUUGGGUAUGGGCUGUUGAUCGAGGCAUGUCUGCUCCUGCCCCUCUUCAUUCACCAGAUUGUGAAUGCCUUGGCAUACCGGGUCAAGAUGCUCUCCUUUAUGCUGCUGGAUUUGGCGCUGUUCUUGUACGCCCUUGAUCUGCUCGUUGCGGUGGUGCACGGACAGCCGCACAUUCGCAUCGCUCCAUACAUGCGUGCGCUUCUUCUGAUCGGGUACUCCACCGACAUGAUGGCCCAGAUGAAGCUGUUCGGGAAAAUCUUGACCGAGUUCGCGUCAAUCUUGUCGGUCGUCGCUAUGUUCCUUGGAUUCUUCGCUUGGUUCGGAAAUGUCACCUUUGCGGGAAAAGAACGAUCGGUUUACUUCCCAAACUUCGUGGACGCGUGCUGGAACCUGCUCGUGAUGCUCACCACCGCCAACUUCCCGGACGUUCUGGUGCCAGCCUACACCCGUAACCGCGCCGCCUGCCUCGUCUUCUUCCCCGCCGUGGUCUUGGGCGUCUUUGUCCUCAUGAACUUCCUGCUGGCGUCGACGUACGACAAGUACUCCCACGGGCACCGGGAGCUGCUGGACAAGAUGCUGCACAUGCGGAACAAGAACUGCGCCGCAGCGUUCGACCGUCUCGCCAUGGAUGGCGAAAGCAAAUUGAGCACCAGCGUGAUGGAGGAGCUCCUGACCGAGGUCAACGUAUGCCUGGGAGCAGGGCCGGCGGAGUUGGACAGGCUGGCGGCCGAUCAGAGAACGUUGCUGGUUGAGCUGAUGGACGACGACGGAGACUGUGGCAUCAGCAAGAACGAGUUCCAUGCCGUCAUCACGCUUCUCCAGCUACGGUUCGAGAAAAUUUCUCCAAAGACGUUCGUCGAGACAUGGCUCCCAGAUUUGUUCAACAGCAGCUUCUGGCAAUGGCUGUGCAAGAUCAUUAGGCACCCGUGGUUCGAGUACGGCGUAGACGCGGUGCUCGUGCUGAACGCCCUUCUUCUCCUGGUGGAAUCUGCCGAAGCACUCUCGGGAGAGGCUGUCCAAAGAGACGGUGGCAUCUCCGAAAACGACGCCUGGCUACAAGCGGAGGGGACGGAUCACGGACUCAACUCGCUGCUCGGCUGGGUGUAUGUGGUGGAAAUGACCCUCAAGAUUCUCGUGUUUGGCUGGAACGCAUACUGGUCCAAGAAUCGCAACCGGUUCGACGGGUUCAUCACCCUCGGAGGUGUUUUCACUGAACUCCUGCUCAAGACCACAAGGGUCUCUACCACUCUCAACCUGCACAACGUGGUGGUGUACUUCGUCACCUUCCGACUGCUGCGAGUCGCCCGCCUGAUGGUGGCUGUGCCUGAGAUGAGGAUCGUCAUAUCUACGUUCGGCAACAUCGCACCGGAAGCGUUUCAGUUCAUGAUGCUGCUCUUCAUCUGUGGGUUCACCUUCUGCGUGCUCGGAGUGCAGCUUUUCGGAGGCCUGGUUCAUUCCGACCCCGACAACCCAACCAACGAGCACCUCAAGGAUACGACAUACGGACAGUCAAACUACUGGGCUUUCAACUUUAACGACAUGCCGAGCGGGAUGGCGACUCUCUUCUGCCUUCUGGUUGUGAACAACUGGUUUGUGUUUGUGGAUGUCUUCGUCAAAGCUAGCGGCGACAACAAGUGGAAUCGAUGGUUCUUCGUGGCAUUCUAUGUGCUCGGCGUGCUCGUGAUCCUAAACGUGGUCAUCGCGGUUGUGCUGGAAAAUUUCACCUUUCAGUGGACAGCGAGGCGCAAGAGGCACGCGGAGAAAAUGAACUUCCUAGAGCAACACGCCCACGACCAGGGCGAGGAGGUGGAGGACCACCAGACCACCAGCAAGCCUAACGGGGCUCAGUACAGGGUUAAGCUGGCGUCUUCCGUCAAGAUGAUCGAGAAAGAUGACGUCAUCAAGCGGUUCCUUCAACUUGAGCAAAGAGACAGGGUUGGACACGUGUCCGACUCGACGCCUGAGGAUGAUCCCCUUGGCGACUCCAUGCGUCGGCUACUAGGAUUUGUGCGUGGCAACAGCAGCGGAACGGGUACACGCCAGCCCAUGCCCCAGGCUUCAUCACACCUGCUGGCAGGGGACCCCGCGCAGGACAGGGUGGUGGAGACCUUGCGGAGCGCCAGCAGCGUUGACGAGGACACACUUUUAUUGACCACUGUCGAUGCCGGCCUCCCGAACUAUGGCCAGCGCGGUGUCAGCAUCAGCAUCAGCAGCAACAGCAGCAUCAACAGCAACCCCGAGUAGAAAUGUGUUUCCGGAGGGUAUCCCGCUAUGAAAACAGACCAACCUUCAAGGAUAAGGAGGUGGGUCGCUACCGUCGCUGGUAAAGGUGCGGCAGGAAUAAUAACGGUGGCGUCGGCGGCGACAGCGGACGCAGCGGUCAUUCUCAACUUUCGUCGAUUUCUUCUUGAAUCGAUUGUUUCCGAUUUGCGUAUUCCCCUGGGUGAUUUUGAAUGUUUACGGUCUGGUCUGAGUGUUUUGCUGUUCGGUUCAAAUAUUUCACUGUCCAUCCUGCCGUAGUCGGCCAUACAUGUAUGUUAAGGCUCCACUUGUACAUGACUCGAUCCUAUCGUAAACCGUAUUUUAUCGAUUGUGGUCGUCCACAUUUUGAUGUGCAUGAAACCAAACGAAAUACGAAAGCGAGUUAAGCAAGCGACUAUCAGAGUAUAUUGUAGACCACCGUCGUUGUUCAAUCGGGGGUUUGAAAAUAUGGCUUGCUGCGGUGCACGUAUCCUGUGGGAUUACUACUGUCUGCUUGUUUUGGUCGGGAUGACGAGUUGAACCGAACUUGUGAUUGUAUCUACUUUGUCCUUCCGUUUCACAGUGGUCAGUGAUCGAUCGUUGAAGCCUGGUGUGACAAUACGAAAAUAUCGGGCUUGCCGCGUUGUACGUAUCCUGUAAAACUAUCUCUGCCUUUCGUAGGGAUCAACUAUUGAACCCAAAGUUGGUGAUUGUUUCUGCUUUGUCCUUUCACAGUUCUAGCCCUUGUCAGCCCGGUGUGAGAAUGCAAGAAUAUCGGGCUUGCCGUGGUGCACGUAUCCUGUGGGACUAUCUCUGUCCGCUGCUUUUCGUCGGGUUCACGAGGAACCCAAACGUGUGAUUGCACAUAUACAAAUGUAUGAUGUGCGUUGUCCUUCUGUUUCGCAGUUAUAGCCCUUUUAAGCUUGGCGUGAGAAUGCGAACAGUUAAUGCUUGGCGUGGUGCACGUAUCCUGUGGCACUUCUCUGGUUUUACUCGUUGGAAUCAAGAGUUAUUCGUGCCCCAGUUAUUGUAGAGACAUUCCUACCCAGCUGUUGGUUACGCUCAUACCGAUUGCGCUUCCCGUAGCAUAUCGGGUAGUAGGGAUAGCUCGUCCAGAUUAGCCCCAAGGAGGUGGCCAGAACAACAGCAUGUAUUUGCGCACGCUCGGUAUUCUCCAAUAUCUCCUUCAACUCGGCCUCUUCGGUUCGGCGGCGCAGAACGACCACCCCGAAAUCCGAAAACUGCGCCUGUCGCUGCGGAACCAGGGCUAUGA